AUGGUAAGCGCAAACACCCCGCAGUAUCAAGAAAUGCAGGAUACUUGUCAUGACUUUCGUGCUAUGGACAUUUCCAAGCAGCGCCUUGCGCUCGCUAUCUGCGAUUUCCUUUCUGCCUCAACAAACGAUGGUACCCUUACCGCCGACGACAAGGACUCCAUCGAUGUUGCCAUCAACUGUAUCGCCGAGUCUUUCAAGGUCGACCCUACCGAUACCUCUGCCGUCUCAGCAGCCAUCGGAUCGCAGAACCUCCUUCAAAUUUACUCCGUCUUCGAGAAGGCCCGCGCUGAUAAGCCCGCCGCCGCUCCUACUCCCGCACCCGUCGUGCUCACCGAGGAACAGAAGAAGGAGGCCGAGGCUCUGAAGUCAAAGGGUAACGCUGCCAUGGCCCAGAAGGACUACAGUGCUGCCAUCAACUUCUACACUCAGGCUUUGGCCAUCAACGCCAGCAACGCUGUCUACCUUUCCAACCGUGCUGCCGCCCACUCCGCCAACAAGGACCACGCUUCCGCUCGCUCUGAUGCUGAGUCCGCCGUCACCAUUGACCCCGCUUACACAAAGGCCUGGUCCCGCCUUGGCCUUGCCAGAUUCGCUCUCGGUGAUGCUCGCGGUGCUAUGGAGGCCUACGACCGUGGCAUCCAGCACGAGGGUAACGGUGGUUCUGAUGCCAUGAAGAAGGGUUACGAGACGGCCAAGCGCCGCGUUCAGGAGAUGGAGGCCGAGGAGGACUCUCUUCCCCGCGCUUCCCCCAGCGCUGGUAAUGAUGCCAACGCCGGUGGAAUGCCUGAUCUGAGCAGCCUUGCCAGCAUGUUUGGCGGCGCUGGCGGCGCUGGUGGUGCUGGCGGCGCUGGUGCUGGCGGUAUGCCCGACCUUGGUAGCAUCAUGAGCAACCCCAUGUUCGCCAACAUGGCUCAGAAGCUCAUGAGCAACCCUGACCUCAUGAGUAACUUGAUGAGCAACCCUCGUCUUCGCGACAUGGCCGACCGAUACUCUUCUGGAGGUGGCAUGCCCGACCUCAACAGCCUCAUGUCCGACCCUCAGAUCGGAGAGAUGGCUCGAUCCAUGAUGGGUGGAGGAGGCAACCCCUUCGGCGGUGCUGAUGGUGCCAACGGACAACCUGGACAGGGUGGUUCGCAACAGUAA
Molecule: messenger RNA, 1143 nt
Organism: Fusarium venenatum
Lineage: Eukaryota; Fungi; Ascomycota; Sordariomycetes; Hypocreales; Nectriaceae
Source: RefSeq, a predicted model, not a curated record